Leptidea sinapis is the source of this 1984-nucleotide messenger RNA. Its product is annotated as atrial natriuretic peptide receptor 1-like. Gene Ontology annotation, biological process: cGMP biosynthetic process; receptor guanylyl cyclase signaling pathway; intracellular signal transduction. The transcript is spliced from 14 exons. Lineage: Eukaryota; Metazoa; Arthropoda; Insecta; Lepidoptera; Pieridae. Gene Ontology annotation, molecular function: peptide receptor activity; guanylate cyclase activity. The record is from RefSeq and is a predicted model, not a curated record. The coding region runs from base 689 to 1957 and encodes 422 amino acids.
UGAAAAUAUACGAACUAUAACUUGUAUAGAAUAGUUUGAAUAGUCUACACGUUGUGUUUUGUUUUGCAGUGAGAACUAUUUAGCAAAAAUGUGAUUUUAUAGGUUAUAAAUAGGCAACUUGCGAAAUUGUUUUGCCAAUUGUUCAGUAUUUCAAGCGAGCAAGAUGUUAUCAAGUACACGCCGCGUAGAUCCGGCAUCACACUGCACAACGCCAUCUGAACCCGGGGCUCCCCACCUGGUGCCGGUCAAGGUUGGCUGUCUCCACAUCAAUCUAGCUACUGAAAGGGGUCGCAAGAUCUUUCUUCUUCAAAUGCUGAUGGUAUGCUUCAUCCCCCAUGCUGCCCUGAUCCUGCAGAACUGCUCCAUAAUGUCGCAGCUGAGCAGCACCAUGGAUGCAUCAAUUUUUUUGAAUAAUAAAGUCAGUGGUAUACUUGAGCACUGCGAUGCAGUGUUGGCCAUCCAAGAUGAAAGGAGUGCUGUGACUAAUUAUUUACUCGGGGACAGCAAUGAGAAUGAAAAUCCGAUGCAAUUACAGCGAGUUUUCUCGGCAACAGAUGCGAGAUUGCAGAAAGUCCAACACGCGAUUCCAGAUCGACUGAAAUUGCUUCUGUAAAAGCCGCCGGAGAUAAAGGGAUUGCACAGAACAUCGGCUUAUGACCAAAUUAAUUCAAUUUUACUGCUCUACAUAAUGCGAAAUGUCAAAAUAGCUUCAUCAAACGUUUGGCGACAGUUGACUUCAAGCUUCGAGCUUCUGAAAUCAAUGGAGGAGCUGUCAUUAUCAUUCCAAUAUCUCGUACUAGGAGAUAAUGAUUCGAAGCCGUUCUUUAUGAAACUGCACCUGAAGUCAGCGCUGGAUCACUUGACAACUACCAAGCAGUAUUUAGAAGUAGAAGGCCAAGAAGAUGCUCGUGUACUAGAAGAUUUAAUUGUGGUUUACGAAGACUGGGACGGAUUACACAUUAACGAGCAGGAUUGGACCGCACGCUUCAUUGAGAGCGCUCAAAGCAAUUUAAACAAGCUUAGACAAGUCCAACGUAAUUUGUGGGAUUAUGUUCACGUAUCUGUGGACAGCGAAGUGUGGUCUGCCAGGAGGACGCUGGGGUUUGGUAUCUUGGUUUUAAUCCUGGUGCUCUUAGUUUCUCCACUCCUCAUUUUGCUUCUACGAUACACCAUCAGUACUAUACAGAAAUUCACCGAGUCAAUAGAAAUAAGUACACAGAAGCUGGUUGCUGAGAAACAGAAGAGUGACCUACUGUUGUCUCGAAUGCUGCCCAUACCAGUCCUAAGGAGGCUUCGGGCUCAGAAGACAGUUCCUGCCGAGUCCUUUGACGCUGUUACUAUCUACUUCAGUGAUAUUGUUGGUUUCACUAACAUUGCUGCUAAAAGCACGCCCAUGGAAAUUAUAAACAUGCUCAAUAUGUUGUACCAAAUGUUCGACGAUAAAAUAACGCAAUACAACGUGUACAAAGUGGAGACGAUCGGAGAUGCUUACAUGGUCGUGUCUGGACUCCCACAGAGAAAUGGCAAUCUUCACGCCUCAGAAAUAGCCGAUAUGUCAUUGGCUCUGAUGCGGUGCCUCGAGGGUGCAAAGGUGCCGCACAGACCUGAAGAACUGCUGAGGAUCCGAGCUGGUGUGAACACUGGGCCAUGUGUUGCUGGAGUAGUGGGCACCACAAUGCCGAGAUACUGCCUGUUUGGAGACGCCAUCAAUACUGCAAGUCGGAUGGAGAGUACGGGGGAAGCGAUGAAAAUCCACAUUUCUCCGAGUACGAAAGCAGCCUUAGAUGAAAUUGGGGACUAUGAAAUGAAAUCAAGAGGAUUCGUUGAUAUUCAGGGUAAAGGUGUCAUGGAGACAUAUUGGCUGGUCGGCAAGAAGGGCGGCAGAUCAGAGAGUCCCAGGGCUAUGCGGCUGCAGGAUUAUGACCAGAAUGUUUUGGAACUGCUCAUUAGAACAUGAUUUAAGACUAAUAAAUAUUAAGUUUGA